AUGGGCUUUCGAUCACUGCUCUUAUUCUCUCUCAUCUUUCGCCGCAGCUUCACUGCAAUGAUGGUGGAGAAUUUCUACUCCCGAACUGUUACUUCGGAAAUUGCUUCGUGCUCUGUAAAGGAAGCUUUGGUGGUGAUGGAAUCUGCACCUGAUCAUGAAGUACCGAAACCAUGCCAGGUAGAUGAAAGUGAGAAUGCUGGUGAAUUUAGGGAUGGUGCUGAUAAUGAAGAACCUAAUUAUGGUAAUCAGGGCAAUUAUGAUGAUGAUGAUAUGUCUGGAGAGGAAGGGAGUGAUGAUGGCUCAGGGGAUUCUGAGGAUGAUGCUGAUGCCUAUGGCAAUGGAGGAAGCGAUGACAAUGAUAAGGACGACGAUGAAGAGGACGGAGAAGAACAUGAAGAGGAAGAUGAUGAGAAGGAACAGUCAGUGGCUGCUAGCAGUGAUGAUACAACAGAUUCUGAAGAGGAUAUGGAUGAUCAUCUUUAUUCUUUGCUAAGGCAUGCAAGGGAAGUUUAUUCGCCUAAUAAUUUUCAUAUGUUUGAACAUGAACAUAAAAAGUCGAGAACACUUGGUGUUGAUGUUGUCUGGGAGGAUUCUGAUGCGAGAGGGCUGAUCUUUGAAUACAAACUUGAAAAGUUUGGACAUCAUUUUAGACAUCAUACAGUUACUGCACUGCCCUGUGAUGGCAUCAUAAAUUGCAGCUGUAAUUAUUUCGAGAUUUCUGGAAUUUUAUGCAGCCAUUCACAAACAGUUCUCAGAUGCUUGCGCAUUGAGAAGAUCCCAGAACAUUACUUACCAAAGAGGACAAAAAAAGGAAGGUGUGAUCCUGUGGAAGAACAUUGCUGUCUCAAAGAUAGUUACGAGCAACUUCAAUCAUCUUCCCCUUGCUCUCACAAUAGCCGGUUAAUGGGUGCUUGCAUUGACGAUGCAAAAGGUUCUGAAGAUGGUAGGAACAGAGAUGCUGAUCUUGUUGAUGCGCCUCUAUUGAGGCAUGCUAGAGAUGUUUAUAUUUCUGAAGCUGUUGAUAUGUUCCAGGAAGAAUAUAAGGAGUCUGAAUAUCAUUUUGCAGAUGUUGUUGAUGAAACUUACGACCACAGAGGAAUCGUUGUUGAGUGUGAAGUCAGAAAGCCUGGGCAUUACUCUUAUCAUAAAGUUCAUGCAGAGUCAGCCAAUGGCAUCGUAAAUUGCAGCUGCAAGAAUUUUGAGUAUACAGGAAUUCUAUGCAGGCAUGCUGUAUGUGUCCUUGAUUCUUUGUGCAUAGUAAGAAUCCCAGCCCAAUACAUCCUAGAGAGCUUUGAUGAAUUGAUGAACAUGGCUGCUAAGUCCGACCAGGCUCAAUAUUUGAUUGAGCAAACUCUUGAGGAACUAACAACCAUGUUAAGUGACACGUCAAAGAAUCACAACCAUACUGAAACUGGUGAGGCUUCACUUGUUGCAUGUGAAAGGGAAAAUUUCAUAAUUACUUCACAGGAACAAAGAAAAAAGAAACAAAUAUGCUUGCUUGAUGGCCAAACUUUAAAGGAUUGCAUUGAGGAGUUGAAGACAAAAAGAUGCCAAUGCCCCUGUACGGAGCCUCUCUUUGUUCUGUAUCUCCACCAGUUUGUCAUGCAUCUCAGGUAG
Molecule: messenger RNA, 1617 nt
Organism: Ilex paraguariensis (yerba mate)
Lineage: Eukaryota; Viridiplantae; Streptophyta; Magnoliopsida; Aquifoliales; Aquifoliaceae
Source: the annotation of a GenBank genome assembly